UAUACCCGACUUGACUCAUCUCGACAAGGCACACACAUACGACAAGUAUUAACCCGCGCCUACCACCACACCACCCACAUUGAAUUUCAAAAAAUUUCAAUUCUACUCUUUUCAAAUACAUACAUCGCAACCGGAUCGCUCAUAACGGACAUUUCGCUCUCACUUUCGUCGCGCCUGUCUACGGCGAAAAGGCUCCUUGCCUUGGACAUUGGUUCACACCGUCAACUCACAACCCUACCGUUGAUCGACAAUUCCCCGGCCACCCAGCGCCGCCCAAUAACCACCAACCAUGUCUACCGCCAACAAAAAAGAGGCUCGCGUCACCUUCCAGACCACAAAGGGCCACCGCCACCAAUCGAGCGACUCUAGCAUCUCCGUAAUCAGCUCAAGCCCUUCCGCCCAGGACUACUUCGACCUUGAGUUGAAGUACAAUAAGCUGCUGGACGAUAUGUCACGACUCAAGAGCGAAACCAAAGCUCGCUACGCCGCCCUCGAGAACAAUAUUGAAGUUCUCAAGAUCGACAAGAAAGCCUGGGAGCGCGAAAAGGAUAACUUGCGCACCGAAAACCAGGUUCUACGGGAGGAUCUCCGCAAGGCACAACGCCACAGCCCCUCUCGAGAGUCGACAAAGAUGUCGGGCGCACUUCCCAGCCAACCACCCUCUCCAAGAGAACACAAGGAGAGAGAGCACAGGGAGCCCAGAGAAUACAAGGAGCCCAGAGAACACAAGGAGCCCAAGGAGUCAAAGGCUUUGCGUCGCAGCGACUCCAAGCACCGCACCCGCGGUGAGAGCAAAGUCCGCAAGCCCACCGAGGACAAGGAGCUUGCGAAGCGCUGCCAGGAAGACAAGGUGCGCCUCGGCCGCCGCUUCGAGCACAAGGACGACAAGAGCACCUCCAGCGGAAGCUCGAGGGGCAGCAAGCAGGGCAGCUACAUUGAGCCCAUGGGUCCCAGCGCUCCUCGGCCCGCUUCCAUCGUGGAGCCGACCCGUCCCCGUACCAAGCGCUCCGAGUCUACGUCGUACGCCAUAAGACCUACCGUCCUUACGACCACAACUGUCACCGAUUCACCUUACGACCAGCACACUCCAGGCUACCCGGACCACGAGAGUCCUUUCAGCUAUGAAGGUAGUGCAUAUGGCCAUGGCCAUUCACCAUACGUUGAGGAUGGAAGUUAUUACGCACACCCUCUACCAGAGACCACCCGCGGGAGGUCGCGUCGGUAAAGCAUCCGACACAAACAAGCAAGAAGCAACCAAAAAAAUUGGCCAAGCCCUGUGUGACACACUCCCAGCGGGCAAGGGUGGUUUUUUUUUUCUUCGCUGCUGAAAAAUACGUUUACGAUACUCUGCAUUCAGCCACAGGAAAUUCUUCAUCCCUGGCAAACGCAGCCUCCAACCGAUAAGGCGGUGCGGGGAGGGAAGAGGCUUGAAAAGCGGCCUUUUCUGCACCUUUUCUCCAAGACGGGAUGGGCGCUCUGAGGCUACAGAUGGGACCCCCGCACCCGCACCGAGUCCGGGCGCAACGACUUACUUGAGAGUUGAGACGCCAGCCGGUUGACGCAAUUAGUCGGUUGACUCAUCCUCGAUGAC
This is a messenger RNA of Colletotrichum acutatum, 1591 nucleotides long. RefSeq lists its product as uncharacterized. The transcript has a single exon. Bases 290 to 1225 code for a protein of 311 amino acids. The record is from RefSeq and is a predicted model, not a curated record. Lineage: Eukaryota; Fungi; Ascomycota; Sordariomycetes; Glomerellales; Glomerellaceae.